This is a messenger RNA of Exserohilum turcica Et28A, 660 nucleotides long. RefSeq lists its product as uncharacterized. The record is from RefSeq and is a predicted model, not a curated record. The annotation marks the transcript as partial. NCBI's taxonomy places the organism in Eukaryota, Fungi, Ascomycota, Dothideomycetes, Pleosporales, Pleosporaceae. The transcript is spliced from 2 exons.
GCGGCGUGGACACGGGCGUUCACGUCCAACAAGAUACUAAGCUGUUUUCGAGCUACUAGCGUCCACCCGCAGGAUGGUAAUGCCGUGCUUAAACAUCUCAAAAAGUCAACACCACAACAAGAUAUUAAUCCAGAACUUAGAGAGCAUGGUAAUGGGGAUACUACAAGAGAGCUGUCUAAUUUUCUAGACAAAACUAUGACGGGUUGUGCUAAAGUUAUGGUCUCUGCGGUAAAAGACACCAUUGCUUCACUCCAGGUCAACAACGAGAUUUUGCACCACGAAAACACCAAUCUACGAGAAGUACUUGCUAUCAAAAAUCAUCCAAAGAAGCAAAAGAAGCCUCUAGAGCUCCAGCAAAGCAAGCAGUAUCAUACUCCGGCGGUGGUGUGGAGUCCUAGGACAAUAGAAGAUGCGAGAGCUCAAGAACUCGCAACUUUAAAAAAAGCUCGCGAUAAGCAAAAUAUACCUAAACGAAAAGCUUCAUCGUCUCAAAAGUCAAAAAAGUCAAAGGGUGGUGGCGAUGCAGGCAGCCAAAGUGGUGGUGCGUCUGCAUCGUCGGCUGCGCAGCCCACCACCAAAACAACGAUGCGCGGCCGCAACAUUAAACUGCCAAAGAAAUUUGAGUAGAUAGGAUUGUUUUUUGAACUAUUUAGACUACUC